Funneliformis geosporum is the source of this 1461-nucleotide messenger RNA. The record is from the annotation of a GenBank genome assembly. Lineage: Eukaryota; Fungi; Glomeromycota; Glomeromycetes; Glomerales; Glomeraceae.
AUGACAGCAACUUUAAGAACAACAAAAUACAUGCACUAUACAUUGCCCGACAGUAUUGGCGAAGAAACGAUCGUAAAUGAAUACUUUAAAAAAGUCGAAGCUCAGUACUGGCAACUGAAGCAUUACCUUAACUAUCGUCUUAGAAAUGAAAGAGUAAUCAUACCCUGGGUACAAAUUUAUGAAGAUUGCUUUGAAGGUGUUUCGGUCCUAGAAAGUUGCAUGCGGUGGUAUAAUAAAUUCUAUGAGCGUAAUUUCGAAUUGCAGUUCGCAGAAAGAGUACGGCAAUUAGAAACAGAUAUAUUACAUUGUAACUUUUCAUCUCAGAGAAUGGCUGGAUUAACAAAUGAGAGAGGUCUAGUUGAACCGCAAUCUUCAAUGAUUAGUGCAACAGACGAAGAUGGUGCAUCAAUAUCACCCAGAACGUGUUUUAACAAUAAUGAAACAAGUUCAUGGGAAGGUUGUGAAAAAAAUUUAAACGUUGAUCAAGAUCAGGAAAUUAAAGCCGAAGAUGAAAAUGAUAAUACGAUAUGUGUGAAGAGUAUCCUAGAAGACACGAUUAUAGCAUCAAAAGUUGAAAAAGAACUCACCGAUUUAUUUUUUAAAAACUUCCCUAAAACGCCGAUUAUGGAUUUACGUCCAAAGUCAAAACUUUCAUUAUCUCUUAACCCUGACCUUCAAAAAGAAGUUUUACACGAAAUAUUUGAUUAUAUUGACAACAACUAUAUAACAAACGAAAUCCACGAAUAUCUUAUAAAUUUUUUCAAUGAAGAUCAUAGUGCUCGAGGUUGGGAUGAUGCUAUCAACAAUACAAUCAUUAGUAAUACCGAUUCAGAUAUUUUAAUGAAUACAAAAAAAUUAAUUAAGGAAACAUUGCCAAAGUUUUUAAAGGCUUUUUCAUUAACUACUCUUAACCCAUUGAGAGACAUAACAAUAUUAGAGAAACCGCACUUAAAUCAGUUCGUACACCCAAUUAUAGACUCGGCAUUGUGGAUCUUUGCGAAAGUUAAUUAUAUAUACGGAGAAAUACCAUUGAAAGGUAUGAAAACUAAAGUACGUGCGGACGGUGUAGGAUUUCUUAAUGACGUCAUCAAUUAUCCCAUUGUCUGCGGUGAAGGGGCGAGGCCUGGAGCAUCACAACAAAAAAGUGUUGAUGAUGAUGUAAAAAAUGCAAAAAGUAUGGUAGAACUUUAUAAUAAUAUUGUCAUUUCAGAGGCUGAUGCUCGUCGACAACUAUUUACGGACUUAAGAACAUAUGGAAUUACUGCGUUCAAAACUGAGGUUUCGUUAACUAUGAUGGAUUUUCGCAGCACACACAGAUUGUUCGAAGUCGAUAAUUUCGGCCUACCAAGGGAUUGGGCUGAUAUGCCAAACUUUGCAUGGUUAUAUGAGGCGGUAAUAAAAUGGGCAUUAUGCGUUAAUGCAACACGUGGUGCGUUAAUUGAUCAUAGAAAGAAAAGAAGG